AGUACGAAAGUGAAGUGGGGUAAAUUAUAAAUUGAGAUAAAGGGAAUUGUAAAGAUAAGACAUAAUUAUUGUUAACUUAUGUGUUCGAUUAAACUGUUUUUCUUGGACUAAUAUUAAUGUUCAAACACUUUAUUUAUUGUUUGAAAAGACAACUUUUAUUUAUUUUGGAAAAUAAAGAUACAACUUAUUUAACGAACUGUUUAUAAUAAAAAAGUACCAUGGCUAAUCGUACAGGACACUUGUUAAUAAAAUUUCGUGAAUUACUUAAAAUGAAGUAUUUAGGGGAUACAAUGCAGGGAUAUAUUGUUUUGUCAGAAGAUGCACAUCAAAAUGAAUAUAUUGCUCCAUGUGAUGGCCGUCGAGCAUACAUUACUGGUUUUACAGGUUCUGCAGGCGUAGCUCUCAUUACACAAAAUGAAGCAUUACUUUGGACUGAUGGACGAUAUUUUGUACAAGCUAGUCAACAGCUAGAUGAAAACUGGACAUUAAUGAAAAUGGGAUUACCUGAUACCCCUACUCUAUCUGAAUGGUUAUCAAAAAACAUGAAAUCUGGUUCCAGAAUAGGUGUUGAUGCUAAUUUAAUUACUUACAGUGAAUGGAGGAGAAUUAAUAAAGAAAUUAAGUACAAGGGAAUUAAUUUAGUUCCUCUUGAAACCAAUCUUAUAGACCUUAUGUGGUCGACUCGCCCAGAAGUUCCAUCAAAUCCAGUAAAACCUUUAAAUAUUCAAUAUACUGGAAAAAAAUGUGGUGAAAAAGUAGAAGAAGUUCGACAAAAAAUGACUGAAAAAAAUGCUACUAUUCUGUUAAUUACUGCACUUGAUGAAAUUGCUUGGUUACUUAAUUUAAGGGGAUCAGAUAUUACUUACAAUCCAGUAUUCUAUUCAUAUGUAGUAGUCACACAUACAGAUGUCCAUUUGUUUAUUGAUGAAAAAAAACUUGAUAAAUCAGUACCAGAACAUUUUAUUAAUGAAAAUUUGUUAGUAAAUAUUCACUCAUAUGAAACAAUACGUACUUUUUUUAAUGACAUAUUGGCAUCUGAUAGUAGUAAAACUGGUAAAGUUUGGGUAUCAGAUAAGUCCAGUUAUAAUCUAGUUACAAUUGUUCCAAAGUGUAACCGUGUAUCUAAGCCUACUCCAAUUCCACUAAUGAAAGCCAUAAAAAAUGCUGUAGAAAUAAAAGGUUUAAUAAAUGCUCAUAUAAAAGAUGGUGCUGCUUUAUGUUCAUAUUUUGCUUGGCUAGAAGAAAACAUAUCACAAGGAAAUUUAACUGAAUUAUCAGCUGCUGAAAAAUUACUAUCAUUUAGAAGUCAACAAGAAAAUUUUGUGGGAUUGAGUUUUGAAACUAUAUCUUCUUCUGGUCCUAAUAGUGGAAUCAUACAUUAUGCUCCUACUCCAGAAACAGAUAGAAAAUUGAGCAUUGAUGAAAUGUAUUUGUGUGAUUCUGGCGGUCAGUUUUUAGAUGGCACAACUGAUGUAACGAGGACAUUCCAUUUUGGUAAACCAAGUGAGUAUCAAAGGGAAUGCUUUACUAGAGUUUUCAAAGGUCAAGCUAACCUAGCCAUGUCUAAAUUUCCUCAUAAGAUUUUAGGCAAUUGUUUAGAUUCGUAUGCUCGCAGAUUCUUAUGGGAUGUUGGAUUAGAUUACAUGCAUGGUACUGGGCAUGGUAUUGGUGCUUAUUUAAAUGUUCAUGAAGGGCCUAUGGGAAUAUCUUGGAGAGAAAUACCUAAUGAUCCUGGCUUGCAACCUGGCAUGUUUUUGUCUAACGAACCUGGAUAUUAUGAAGAAGAGUUUGGAAUACGCAUUGAAGAUAUUGUAUUCAUAAAAGACGGAACAACUAACUAUAAAAUGCCACAUAGACCAUUUUUGCAGUUUGAAACUGUAACUAUGUGUCCAAUUCAAACAAAAAUGUUAGUUAUUGAUUUACUCACAGAUGAAGAGAUAAGUUAUUUAAAUGACUAUCAUAAGAAAUGUUUAGAAGUAUUGAAACCACUUUUACAACAAUCCGGAGAUGAAAGAGCCCUCAAGUGGCUAGUAAAAGAGACUAAGUCAAUAAAACGAUAAAACAUAAAUUUUAUUGUUAAACAUUAAAGUUUAUAAAAAAUGUAUGUUUUGAAAUUUCACCUAUAUAAUAAACUAUUAACUAUC
Daktulosphaira vitifoliae (grape phylloxera) is the source of this 2144-nucleotide messenger RNA. RefSeq names its product xaa-Pro aminopeptidase ApepP (gene ApepP). Bases 219 to 2060 code for a protein of 613 amino acids. The transcript has 13 exons. Gene Ontology annotation, molecular function: metalloaminopeptidase activity. The record is from RefSeq and is a predicted model, not a curated record. Lineage: Eukaryota; Metazoa; Arthropoda; Insecta; Hemiptera; Phylloxeridae.